CGAGACGCGCAGUUGAGAGAACCGUUACUUUCCAUCAUUAGUCUAUCAUUUGUAUAGCCAAUUUAGGAUUUUUUAAAUCGACCUAAUCCUAGUUGAUUCAAGUUGCAACUAUCUACCGAGAGAGUAAAAAUGUAUCUAUAAAGGCAGACUUUGACCGUUUUUCAUCAUUUGUUUUUAUUGUAGCCUCCGGUAUUUGCGUAGGAGGGACAGGCAUCACCAAAACGGAGCGCACAAAGCCAUUGCGCGCAGUACCACGUCAUUCUGUCAAACUUAUUGAAACUUGUUUUGUUACUUUCUAGCAAGAUAUACUUAAUUUUCUUUCAGAUAAUAUUUAGAUAGGUGGGGAGUCGGGGGAGAUGAUAACAGGGUUUCGACUGAACUUGGCGCCUCUCAAGGAACCGCUGGGAUUCAUCAAAUUUGUAGAAUGGCUGACAGCCAUCUUUGCGUUUGGGAGCUGUGGGGGGUAUUCUGGCAGGAAUAUCGUGUCACUCUUCUGCAGAGAAGGAAGGAACGAGACACUGAAUGCUACUUUUAGCUAUCCUUUCAGGUUAAACCUGGUUGCUCUAGUGGAGGGCAACACCACUCUGUGUAACCACUCUGUGCCCGUCACCCACCUGGUGGGAGACUUCGCCUCCUCGGCCCAGUUCUUUGUGGGCGUGGCCAUCAUCUGCUUCCUGUACUCUAUAGUGGCGUUGCUCGUCUACCUGGGCUACAUGCACGUGUACAAGGACUCUGACUUCGGCCCUAUGUUUGAUUUUGGUCUGACGGCAGCGAUUGCCUUCCUGUGGCUAGUGUGUUCCUCAGCAUGGGCCAAGGGGCUGCAGAACGUGAAGGAUGCCACCGGGACAGCGGGCAUCACCUCCACACUGGCACUCUGCAAGGAGAGCGAUGUGGCCUGCGAGGUCACUGAUUUUGCCAACAUGCGCACCCUCAAUGUCUCGGUGGUGUUUGGGUACCUGAAUCUGAUCGUGUGGGCUGGCAACGCCUGGAUUGUGUACAAGGAGACCCGCUGCCACUCUCAGAAGUACACUGCCCAGCACGGGGCUGGGGCCGGGCGUGGACAACAAGUCCCUGCUGCUAUCUAAUACUCUACUCCACUUCCAAUGCCCAAAAUAGCCCCUACACACCCUAAGUACUCCUGUAGAUCUGAGAGGAUUGGAUAGACACACUCGACGUUUUAUGGUAAUAGGCAGCUUCAUCUUGCCUGCUGAUUGUCUGGGUGGAAACAGCCAUAUUUUUACUGUGCCUUAAUUAUCAAUAUCUAUGCUUUGUCAAAUAUAUCUGUGCCUUCAAUACCUGUCCCAAUAUUGGGCCAUGCCUUUCUGUGCCUUAGCAUGCUAAUGCUUUCUCUCCUCGUGCCUUCUCUAACUUCUAAACCGGUGCCUUCUCUUACCAGUAAACCUCACAAACCCCUGGUACGUUCUCCUAAGCUGUGGUACAGACUCAUUGACAGCAUUUGUGCACUUUGACCUGCAACUACAUUGUCUUUGUUCUGGGCAUUUCUACCAAACCCUAACCUGGGAUGAUUCAGAUUCUUAAACAAUGUGUUCUUUCACCUCAUGGCCUAGUAGGAAUCCUGAUCUGUCCUCACUUGCCUCUUUUUGCCAAGUGUGGCAGUCUUGCUUUUGUCCCUCUCCUUGCCCCAACCUGGGCUCGAACCAGGGACACUCUGAACACAUCAACAACUGCCUCCCACGAAGCAUCAUUAUCCAUCAUUUUUUUAUUAUGUUCUUUAGUCCGCCAUGUUUUUUGUACUUUGUAUUAUGUUGUUUGUUGAACCACAGCCACUAAGAAAUUGUGCACUGUCUGUGCAUGUGCUGGCUUUAUGUUUUGAAAUCCCCUGUUUUUUUAUGAUUGCUUAAUCAAUUAUUAUUUCCUGUCAUUACCUUUGCAUUUCUGAUCUAUUUUCUGUUAUUACCUUUGAUCUAAUAAAAGUGUAGUAACUUGAAGUGCCUGUGUAUGGAAGGCCAACGCUGAGUGUGUGUGUGUUUGUAAUGUCUGGUAUACUGGUUAUGCCUCUGUCUUCCUCUUGUAAUCAUCAGACCAACUUGAGCUUGAUGGAGGAUUUUUAUGUAUCUGCCCUGUUGUGGAGAGAGACGGAGCUGUCCUUUCCACAACAUGCAAAUUAUGAAUGUCUUCUUUCUUUUUGAAUAAAAACCAAUGCAU
Molecule: messenger RNA, 2166 nt
Organism: Salvelinus namaycush (lake trout)
Lineage: Eukaryota; Metazoa; Chordata; Actinopteri; Salmoniformes; Salmonidae
Product: synaptophysin-like protein 1
Exons: 5
Coding region: 357-1085 (242 amino acids)
Cellular component (GO): synaptic vesicle; synaptic vesicle membrane
Source: RefSeq, a predicted model, not a curated record